Molecule: messenger RNA, 756 nt
Organism: Penicillium expansum
Lineage: Eukaryota; Fungi; Ascomycota; Eurotiomycetes; Eurotiales; Aspergillaceae
Product: putative C2H2 transcription factor
Exons: 2
Coding region: 1-756 (251 amino acids)
Biological process (GO): regulation of transcription by RNA polymerase II
Cellular component (GO): nucleus
Source: RefSeq, a predicted model, not a curated record
AUGAACGACCCUCAGCAGCCCAUGAGCUACAACCUUGAUGGGGCGCGCCCGCGCCUUUCUGUUCGACGUGCCCGCGAUCCUCCUAAGAACUCUGAAGGUCAAAUCUUUUGCGAUCAUCCUGAGUGCCAAUCUGCGCCUCCUACUUUCCGCCGUCCAUGCGAAUGGAACAAACACAUGGAUAAACAUGAUCGUCCCUACAAGUGUUAUGAACCAAACUGUGACAAAAUCCAAGGUUUCACCUACUCUGGUGGUCUCUUGCGUCAUCAGCGCGAAGUUCACAAGAAAAACACCGACACAAAGAAGGCCUUGAUGUGCCCAUACACUGAUUGCAACCGCAGCACGGGAAACGGAUUUACGCGCCAAGAAAAUCUGCGCGAACAUCUUCGCCGCCGCCACAUGCACAAUGACGAAGCUCCAGCUAUGGUUGAUAUGUCUUGGGACCGCGCCACCGAACUCGAUGGUGUAGAGGGCGUCCGUGCUCCCUCUCUCCCUAUCACUGGAAUGAAGCGCCGCCACGACUCUCCUCCCGUCGGAGAUCUCCGAGACCUGCCUGAGACCGAUGAGCAUGGAAUCGAUUUACACAACGAAGUUAAGAGACUCCGCCGCGAAGUCCAAGAGAAGGAUCGCCGCCUCGAAGAGCUGGAGCGAAUCGUCUCCAAUAUUCAGCAGGCUAUCCCUCAGCAGUCUCCUGCCGUACCCGAACUCCAGGAUCUUUCCCAGCCCGCUCCCCAGCCUGCUGCGGCUCCUCCCGUUUAA